GACAGCCUAAAACGCGUUCUGUUGAAUUGUUCCGUCUAAAAAUAAAGUCGAACCAGCUGAGGAAGUCGAUUUCAAUUGGUUGUUCCUUAAAACGUUUUGUGCGAAACAACGUUGUGUCAUUUCAUUGAGAGACACGUACAGGUCGAAUAGCUUUCAGGGGAGACCGAUACUUUCACGCCCUAAGUUUAAUUUUCCUCAUAAAAAGAAUCUACAAGCGAGGUCUCAUGAGACAAUGAAUCAAACGAAAGAAAGCCAUCUAUUCAACGAACCAUGGAACGUUCGAAGUAAAGAGUUCGUUAUAGCUGUGACAUUGUUAGGUAAGUGACAUAUGUACAUUGUAUGGGUAUUAAACCACAUUAUUUCGCCUUUACUUAAUAUAUUGUUUGCAUGCCUUUAAAUAGAAGAGUUAAAAUUCUAAAAUGUUUUCAAUUACGAUGAUAUUAAUUGUUAAAUGAAGCGUCUGGGUUCACAGGGUAUCGGUUUACUUUAGUGUUGGAGUUGGCAAAUGAAGUUCUUUUUGGCCUCGUUUUUGUCUAAAUCUUGUUGACGAAAUGAAGACUUUUAAUCUUUAAAAACAACUGAAACACAUUUUCCUGUAUUUUUAGGAGGAACAAAAUUGAGCGGGACGAUAUAUGUUUUGCAUAACGAAUUAGAGUCACCUUAGCAUUAUUUGUUAUUAAAAAAAUCAUUAGAAUGCAUAGUAAAGGGUCGUUGGAUGUUUAUAAAUAAAAGGCAAAAGUAACGAAACGUUAGAAACCCUUUUCCGAAAUGUACAUCUCAACUCCUACCAAGAAAAAAUUGAGCUUUAAUUUACAAAGAUACUCUCAACUAUUCAGGCUAAACGUUAAUAAUCUACAUUAGACACUCGUUAGAAGCUUUUGUGUCACGUCUGAUCUUAAUUCUGAUGACCUUGUUAUAAUCGGAAUGUUCUAUUAAUAGUGCCUUUUGAGGGAUAUAUUUACUAGCGAAAUGAAGCCUUCAUUUGACCAAAAUAAUUGCGAUUUACCAAAGAAAUCUUGUCGAGUAUAACAUAUGUACAACAGACUAAAACAAAUCUAUUUUGGAAUUAAUUAACCCUAUUCAGACCGGGUAUCUAUUGGACUGGAUUUCCCUUGCUCUAUCGGCUCCGGUUUUGUUCUUCCCCGAGAAGAGAUUGUUUUCGCUUGAGGAAAGCAGGCUCAUAUCCCGAACAGCGGCUGGUAAUGGAGCCCGGGCAUUUAUUAGGCGCGGCAUCCUAACAUCUUAACACAGAAUUGUCCAUCAUUGUUAAAGUCUCGGUAUAAUUGAUUGAUACCAUGACGAAAUUUGACAUCAUUAUGAAGCCAUGUUGGCUUAUGGCUGAACCCAUACACUUCACCAUUCUUUCCCCAAAAUAGCUAUAAAGCGAAAAGCAUUGUGCUGAAAUAGGAAGUUGUCGAUAAAAUCAUGAAGUGGUUUAACAAAUUGAUAAUCUUAAACAAUUGAAUUCACGUAAUAAUGACGUCGUUAAUAAUUAAAAAGAAACUAGAACAAUCCACCAUCAAUCAUUUUGCAUAAAAACCCAUCUGAAUCGAGGUUAUUGUGAUGUGAAAUUUUAAGUCCUUGGUGUUAAGGUGGCUAGACACAGUUUUUCAGGGUCAAUACCUCCCAAGUUUGAACAUAAACAACGUCGCCAUAAACAAAGAUUUGGAAAAAUUGCCACCACCCUUGUAUUAGAUAAAGAUGAAAAUUUGUCAUGAUCAGGGUUACAAUGACAUCGGAGUUGUCAUAGCAACGAAAUGACGCCAUCACCUAUUUACUUGCAGGAACUGUUCUUCCAAAAUCGUUCACGGGAGCCUCUUCCUCCAAUAGCCGCCUCUGGAUGUUCGGUGAAGUUUAAGCGGAAUCUGUUAGAGCGUUAUCGAGAUAUUUAUGGUUAGAAAUAGGGUAAAAAGUGGACGAUCUUGAUGUUCGGCUGUUAUCUGUAGAAAACGAAGCGCUUUUGGCUUGCAUUUUCACCUCAUAGUAGUUUCAAUCUUUUUAAAAACGUUUGUGAAAGAUCAUGGAGAUAGCUUCAGCCGAUUUCUAGAAAGAGGGAUUUGAUUAAUAUGAAUUGAGGAGCUCGUGUUAGCGGUUUUGUAAAUGUUCCGGUGUAAUUGAACAAAUAUAAAUUAGCGAAUAAUUUUUAAACCACUCGAUAGAUUUUUUUAAAAAUUUAAGAUUCUUGACAUUAACCCCCCCUUUUAUAUGACCUUUUGUUCACGGGCCUUUAAAAUACCGGUUAACCUAACAAUAAAUGAUACGAUAAACUUUGUAAAAAUUAACACGAAAACUUGAUAAUCUUGCCCAAAUGAAAUCUUCCGUCACAAAUACGCCUUGGGAGACAGCACAUUUCCUUAAAAAAAAUAAUAAAUAAAUGCAAAUGCAACAUAAUGUUUCAACAGGGUUAAUCUUGAUCAUUGGACUUCUUGGCAAUGGAAUCGUGGUAGCAGUUAUCUCAAACUUGCGCCGGCGAGGUCAGAAAACAUCUGUUCAGCUUUUUCUCCUUAACUUGGCCGUCUCCGAUCUGAUGGUGUGUUUGCUGUGCAUUCCCCUAACCAUCUUCACAAAUUUUUACCACCCCAAAGAUAUGACCAGAAGAGAUUAUGGUUUCUGCAAGUUAGCGCGAUUUAUGCAGGUAAAAUAAUUCUAAUGUUAAGCUUAGUGCAAACCGACGUUUAUAACAACUCCCAGCAUUGUUUACCCUAAAGUUUGACCGGUCUCAAACUUUGCGAAAUUCAACAACUCCAAACAACAAGCCGCGAAUAAUAUGCAACAAGGUGUGCAAACGGACAGCAGGAGUGGUUGGCCAAAAAUGUGUGUCCGUUUGGACUGGGCUUAAAGUAGAUUCAGGUGGUAAUUUCAGAGGACCUAGUCGCAUUAAUAGGCGUAAAAACCAUUUUUUCAGACCAAAUAAAUUUUUAAACUCUUUCAAUGAAGACAGAUAUACUAAAGCCCCAAGCAAACGUACGAAGCAUUGUUGGUCAAGAACUCCCAGCAUUGUUUGGAUGCAUGUUACUUGCUUUUGCACACUCUUGUUGCAUGUUGUUGCGUGUUGUUGGGACUUGUUGCGCAAGGUUUGAAACCGGUCAGACUUUAAGUUACGUGAAAACGGACUCAACAUCGUUGGCCAACAACUCCCAACAUUAAGAGUUGCUGGCCAACAAUGUUGAGGCCGUUUGCAAAGGGCUUAAACUUGUUCUCGCGGCAGCAAAAUGGUCCAAGAGCGCCAUGACUUGGGGUUUGUGCGGUUGUUUAAUUUAGUGUAUGUACUAGGCGGGUGACGACAAAAGGAACUACAGAGCGAAUCGAUGGAUAGAUGGGUGAAAACGUCCCGGAUUAACUGCAUAGUUAUGUAGAGAAUUUGAAACCGAAUUCUUUAAAAGAAAAUCAAAAAUGUACUCAAACUGCAAUUUUCAAAUUUGACGUGUAAACAAUUAUUCCAAAGAAUCCGGAUUCUUUUCCGCUUGCGAAUACAUGUGAGUGUAAUUUUAAUUUGAGGCUAUAUGAAAUAUAUAAAUGUCUGUGUGACAUUUCUCUGCAAUAUGGCUCCUCGUAUCUCCCCAAAUUAUAACCAUAUAUCUCUAUAGAACAAUACAGAAAACUACGAAAAACUACGUAUUCAGUGUGUUCUGUAAUCUAUUUCUUUUCCGCAGUACCUCAAUCCAAUAAUCUCAGUCAGCCUGAUGACAGCAAUAAGUAUUGAUCGGUACAUGACAUUUGUGAAGCAGGAACUAACGUGCAUCAAUAGACCUUGGUAUCUCAGGCCGGCCUGGUUGAUCGUCUUUGCUUGGGUAUACGGUACAGUUCAAUGCCUUCCGAUUUUUUAUACCAGCGAUUUCAUUCGUCUUGAUUAUAAUAACAGCACCAUAUACUACUGCAGCACUACGCAAGGCCAGUCUCUUGAAGGAACAAUUUAUCUCGUUGCCUCAGUCUUACUUGGGUUCGUGAUACCUUUAGCAGUCUUAACUAUAUCAUAUCGCAAAAUUAUAAAAGUGAUAUCGACCAGGAAUCGCAGACUUGCUGCGUCUGCAGGUGACAUAUCCAGUCCCAAAAUCACAAAUGCCAAGUUGCUGGAAAAGUCCAGAAGAAGGGUGCUUCGCGUGUUGGUUAUUGUUGUCAUCUGCUUUGUCGUCUGCUGGUUGCCUUUCGCUCUCUACUUUGGGCUACUGGUGCAGCAUCUCAGGGAAUUUCCGAACGUUAUGGAUCCGGUGCGCCUCAUAACCUAUGGACUGGGCAUAUCAAACUCGGUCUGUAAUCCUUUUAUUUACUUCUUCAACGUCUGCGGCAAGUCCUAUCGUUCCAUGAAAAGUAGGUUCCUUGAGGUAUUGGGAAGGAGGGAGAGAUUAUCGUCUCAAAGAGUAGUAACCAGGUCCUUGUCUUCACGGUCCGCCUGCAUAACCAAACAAGACGAGGCCAGAAGUAGAGGAGUUGGAUGUUAAUUCACUUUCUGUUGUCCGAUAAAAAAACGAUAUCAAAUACAAAAAUUGCAUUUGUAAACAAACUUGCAGAGUUGGGAGAGUCUGGAUCAAGCCAAGUUCUAAAUCUGUUAAUCACUGCAUCAUGCAUGGCAGGAUUUUUUUAAAGUUUUAUUUACUUUUACCAGCUUUUCUGGACACAGGCCUGCCCAUAGGGAAUGGGCUCGAACGGAACUCAUAUGUUCCAUGCAAGGUGCCAUCCCUACCCAAUCUCACAACCCGUAGAGUUUGGACACACCACCGAAGUCUACGUCCCCUACUCUUCUCGAACAGUGGUGUGGGUUCUUUUACGUCCCACAAGAACAGAUCAGUGAAAGUGCUGUGAGACGGAACCUACGGUUUUUCGUCCUUAUCCGAGAAGACUAGAAAGUCUAACCAUUUGCAGAUGUCGUUACAAAGGCAGCACUUUCUUCUCAGUUAUUUAAAGACCCUGAGUGUUAGUCCGGUCGGUGUUUGAACCCGCGACCUCCCGCUCGGCAGACCGGCGCUCUCCCAACUGAGCUAACCAGGCAACAGUAUCGGCUCAUAUUAUUAAGGACGUUACUGUAGGUUUUCCUCCCUGCCUGUAAAUCUUUUCCU
Molecule: messenger RNA, 5054 nt
Organism: Porites lobata
Lineage: Eukaryota; Metazoa; Cnidaria; Anthozoa; Scleractinia; Poritidae
Source: the annotation of a GenBank genome assembly